Messenger RNA from Heterostelium album PN500, 1170 nucleotides. RefSeq lists its product as uncharacterized. Lineage: Eukaryota; Evosea; Eumycetozoa; Acytosteliales; Acytosteliaceae. The coding region runs from base 1 to 1170 and encodes 389 amino acids. Gene Ontology annotation, molecular function: protein binding. The record is from RefSeq and is a predicted model, not a curated record. The transcript has a single exon.
AUGGAAGACAAACAACAAAUAUAUCUAAGUGCAAUAGGUAUCAAUUGCAAUGAUAAAGAGGCUCUAUACCAACUUGCAAUGACACUUGAUAAUAAUCAAAAAUCAAUAGUGCUUCCAUCAGGUGAAUCAAUGAUUAAAGAACAUCUCUUAUUGAAAGUCAUCGAUAUCGAUCCAAUUUAUGCGAUGGCUUACUUCAAGCUGGCUGUAAUUCUUAUAAAUGGGAAGCGUUCAUCUAUUAAUCUUCUAUCGGGUCAAUCAUUUACGAAACAACAAUUGUUAUUGAAAGCAAUUGAAUGUGAUCCGUCGUUUGCCAGUUCAUACAAUAACCUUGCAACUACACUUUCCAAUGGUGAAACGAUCACACUUAAUAAUGGACAAAUAAUGACAGAACAACAACUAUAUUUGAAAUCAAUAGAUUGUGAUCCAACCAAUCCCAAUUCAUAUAAUAACCUUGGGCAAACUCUUUCCAGAGGAGAAUCAAUCACACUUAAUAAUGGUCAAUCAAUGACAAAACAACAACUAUACUUGAAAGCAAUAGAGGGUAAUCCAACCAGUUCAUCUACAUAUUAUCAUAAUCUAGGCUUUACGCUUGUCGAUGGUGGAUCAAUCACACUUAAUAAUGGUCAAUCAAUGACAAAACAACAACUCUACUUAAAAGCAUUAGAAAUAAGUCCAAACAAUCACUUACUCUAUGAAUAUCUUGCAUCAACACUUCUGGGAGAUGAAAGUGUUACACUUCCAAAUGGACAAUCAAUGAACAAAAAACAACUCAAUCUAAAGACAAUAUCACUCGAUCCAACACACUAUAACUCAUACAACAAUAUUGCAAAUAUGCUAAAGUAUACCGAAUCUGUUAUUUUCCCAUCAGGUGAAUCAUUGACACAGAAACAAAUAUACGCCAAGAUGAUUCAAAUCAAACCACAUUACUUUAUUGGCUAUUAUAAUUUGGCAUUGUGUAUGACGACAAAAGAAACAUUUACACUCCACAAUAAUACGAAAAUGACAAGACAACAACUUUUCUGGGAAGCAAACAGAUUAGAUCAAACAAAAAUAAAGAUUUUCAGAGACAUUGGAUUAACUCUAUUGAACAACAAACAAAAAAUUACUAUGCCAAAUGGUGAACAAAUGUCAAGAAGACAACUACUUCGAUUUGCAAGAGAAAGAUUUUAA